Leptosia nina is the source of this 216-nucleotide messenger RNA. Lineage: Eukaryota; Metazoa; Arthropoda; Insecta; Lepidoptera; Pieridae. The record is from the annotation of a GenBank genome assembly.
AUGACGUCACGAGGUCUAAUAAUGGGAUUUGUUUCUAUUUACAAACCGCUUACAUGCGCCGCUGCUGACGUUAAGAGCGGGCAGGCGGGUGCGGGGGUGCGGGGGUGCGGCGCGGGGCGGGUGCGGACCUUCAUCAAGUGGUUGACUGCUAUUAGGGUGUGCAAUUGUUCCGCUGCGUUACAUUCCGCACCUCGUACCACGUUGCGCUGCCUCUGA